AGAACUCUUAUCGGAGCUUCGUUUUUUGGAUUCAUACGAUAGAAAAUGUCGGAGGGAAAGAGAGAUCACCCGAGGCUGAUUCUCCACAAUUUCAUCACCCCGGAGGAGUGCAAGGAGCUGGAGUUCAUACACAAGAGCUGCAGCACCGUUGGCUACAGACCCAACGUCUUCUCCACCACUCUCUCUCACCUCAUCGCCACCAAUUCUCCUCAUCUCCUCAUCCCUUUCGUCUCCAUCCGAGAGAGGUUGAAAGAGAAGAUGGAGGAGACGUUUGGGUGUGAGUACGAGCUGUUUAUCGAAUUCACAGGCUUGAUUAGCUGGUGUAGAGGAGCUUGCAUUGGCUGGCACAGUGAUGAUAACAGACUAUAUCUCAAACAAAGAGACUUCUCUGUUCGUUUCUUAGUCUAUAAAGUCGUUCUUGUUCAUGAGGUUUAUGUAAAUGACUUUUUUUUUAUAUUGGUUUUGAAGGCAGUUUGUUACUUGAAUAGUUACGGUAAAGACUUCAAAGGCGGCCUUUUUCGUUUUCAGUGUGGGGAACCAGCAACCAUAGCCCCCUCCGCUGGAGAUGUUAUCAUGUACACUGCUGAUGACCGCAAUAUUCAUUCUGUUGAUGAGGUAACAGAUGGGGAAAGAUUGACUCUUGCUAUGUGGUUCACCCGGGACUCAUCUCAUGACGAAGAUUCCAACCUCAUUUCCCGUCUUUCUCAAUGCUCAUCUCCCGAGUUUCCCCUUCCUCUGCCUGCAUCCGCUAACAUGUACUGGUUCUCCCCUCAUCAAAACGCUAAUCUAAACACAGGUUUUGACAUCUGCGUUGCGAGGUUGCAUCUUCUUGGUUUUGGCAUACAUAGCUUACAAGAGGAAGAUCGUUCUCUAGAUGCCUCUGAGCAACUCAUGGGACCAAUACAACUAGCUAAAGGAGGAGAGUUGCUCGUCAGGAAAUUUACCAACGUUCUUCACGCUCUUCAGGUUGUUCAGUUCUGCAAUUGGAAAGCUUCUGAACUCAAAACCUCCAAGGUCGGAUAUGACGCUGUAGAAGAGGUGAAAGCUAUCUCCCAACCUCAGUUGGAAACCAUCAAUGCCUUGAAUUCAGUUUUCCUGCCAGAUAAGGGCCUUGUAACUACAAUCUUUGGAUGUUUAUGUUCCAAUGGGGAAGAGAAGGGUUCACUUAACUUGACUGAUGUCUCAUCGGCGAUUACCUCUUGGGAAGAGUAUACUUGUAAGCUACUCAAGGAGCUAUUGUCAUCCUUGCCUCAAUGGAAAACGUAUCAGACUAUACACAGAGUCGAAUCCGGUUAGAAAUUUAUCUGAGUUAACAGAUCUUGAUGGUUCUUAGGACUUUUAGACCGGACUGUUGUUUGGUUUGUUUUUUCGUUUACUUUUGAAUGUUAGAGUUUUCGUUGUGUUACAAUUGUUAUUUGUAACAAAAUAUAAAGAUGAAAAAUAUUUAAAAUUAAAAUGUUGGUAACGAUAUUCAUAACA
Brassica napus (rape) is the source of this 1479-nucleotide messenger RNA. RefSeq lists its product as uncharacterized. Gene Ontology annotation, molecular function: L-ascorbic acid binding; oxidoreductase activity, acting on paired donors, with incorporation or reduction of molecular oxygen; iron ion binding. Gene Ontology annotation, biological process: collagen metabolic process. Bases 46 to 1296 code for a protein of 416 amino acids. Lineage: Eukaryota; Viridiplantae; Streptophyta; Magnoliopsida; Brassicales; Brassicaceae. The record is from RefSeq and is a predicted model, not a curated record. The transcript has 4 exons.